This is a messenger RNA of Xyrichtys novacula (pearly razorfish), 6910 nucleotides long. NCBI's taxonomy places the organism in Eukaryota, Metazoa, Chordata, Actinopteri, Labriformes, Labridae. The record is from the annotation of a GenBank genome assembly.
UUUGGGGGCGUAACCCGGAACACUUGCGGUAUUUCAUCAGGCGACAACAUGCUUCUUCCCCCGGUUCCGAGUUGAUACAUCGAUCUGUUGGGUUUAUGAGGUCCGUUUGUAACCUUGUAGUUGAAGUAGUGAAUUCUCGAAGAUCACACAGUUCGGCCGCCGCUCACAGACUCGGAGCAGUGAUGUGUAAAGAGCUCAAGACCAAAGUGCUGAGUUUGCUGCCGCCGACCUCCAAUGGGCCGUCUGCUCACACGGAGAGCCGAACAGGUGAGGAGCCGCACGUGGGUGAUCGGUACAGACGGUAUGUUUUGAAGAAAAUAGAGGAAAUAUGCAGAUGGAGAUGAAUGAGUAAGUCUGCAAGUACCCUAAGAGUAAACAUUACACAGUGUUACAUCAGAUUCCUGUUUUUCCUGUCAUGUGUGACACGCAGGACCGGUCUGCCAUGACUGAUGUAGGUGUCAGAAUCAUCAUAUUUACAAGACCAGGACCAGAGAGUGCAGCGACUUUUGGUCUAGACAUGUAAACACAAAGCCACAUCUAAAAUGUGUCCCUAUAGAAGGUGCAUCACUUAAGCUGUUUAUGGAUUGAAGUGCCUUGAAAAAGUAUUCAUACCCCAUGAACUUUUUCACACUUUUCAGCUUUUAUUUGUUUACAUUUUUGAAAACCAUGUUUCAUUUUUGUUCCACUUCACAAUUAUGUGUUACAUUGUGUUGGUCUAUGACAAAAAAUCUCAAUAAAAUACUUUGAAAUUAGUGAUAGUAGACUGACAAAAUGGGAAAAGUUCAAGGGGUAUGAAUACUUUUUCAAGGCACUGUACAUUUAAGAGUCAAUGCAACAUGAGCAAAGAUUUAAACAAUGAUUAAGUGCCACAAUGUAUCCACUUAAAGGGAUAUUCCAGCGUAUAAUUGAUUUAAGGUUAAACACACCAUAACACAGAGUUAGACACCCCCUUGAGAGAUGAAUGUUUCUGACCGCUUGCUUCUGAUGUUAUACCAACUUUAGUAACGACCACACGUCAGCAAUACACAGAAGUCUGAGGAGCCAUAAACAAACCUCAACCAAAACACCACUCUAUAGCCACAAAUAAUGCUCAGAACAGCACCUAACUUCAUCAACAGUACAUAUUGGGUCUCAGCCACCAAACCCUUUUUUAAAUUUGCCUAAUUUAUUUAGCAAAGAGACUAAACACAACUCACCUACUCUCUUCCAGCAGCCACUUGUUUGUACGGAGACCUCCAGGUGAGUCCGUCGACUGUAGUGGGGUGACGCAGCUCAAGGAAGAACAUCUAUGAUCAUUUUUUCAUGGAAAUGCAAUCAGACCGAGACACUAAGGCAGGAAAACUACCGCGUCUGCAUUACAAAAUGAUUAAUAUGAUGAUUAUUACUUAAACGAAAUGAUAAAGAAAUUAUCAUAAAUGUUCUUCCUUGAGCUGCGUCACCCCGCAGCAGUCCGUAAUGGACUGGCCUGAGGUCUCACUACAAACUAGCGGCUGCUUGAAGAGAGAAGGUGAGUUGUGUUUAGUCUUUGGUCCCCCUUAAUGUCUUGUCAUCAUGUUUGUCUAGCACUAAUCCUCAUUGUGUCUGAACUGCAGAUGGUGCCGAAAUCCUCAGUUGUACGGCGAAGGCGCUUAAAGAGGGCCACGUGGUUGCGGUUCCCACUGACACCAUCUACGGUCUGGCAUGCCUGGCCCAGAACUCUGAAGCCAUCCGAAAAACCUACGAUAUCAAAGGCAGGAACGGACACAAGCCGCUGGCCAUCUGUGUGGGAGAGAUUGAGGAUAUCUAUAAGUAAGUACAUGUGUAGGUGUCUGCUGGUGGAUCCAGUCUGUUGUUUGAAGAGUGACCCUGAAAAACUCGUCUUUUUGACAGAGCAGUAUAUGAGCGCGGCGCUCAGGUGUCAGUCCCUCGGAAGUGUGAUGGAUUUUCUGUAGACCCAGCAUGUUGCAAAAAUAAAUUAGUCAUACACAGAGGAGUCAGGCACAGAGGAGAGGCUGAUUUCCUGUUUUCACACCAUCACAACAUUUUACAUUUUGAGUGACAGGCACAUUUUCUGUCACUGAUACCCUCCGGAUGCAUUCAUUACUUUGUUUUGUAACGGUGCUUUAAAUGACAGCCGAUCAGAAACUCAUGAACCUCAGUCACAGCUGAGUGUUUCAGUCCGUUCACUCAUUAUGUACAAUGCCGAAACUUAAAAGGAAAAAAAAUCACAUUUUCAGGUGCAGCUCAGAUUAGAGUUUCCCAAAAAAGUUAAUUUUUUCCAUAAUUUAACUCAAAAGUGAAACUUCUAUAUUCUAGAUUAUCGCACAUACAGUGAAAUAUUUCAUAACUUUUUUCUUGAAUCUUGAUGAUUAUGGCAAAUAUCAAAAAUCCUCUAUCUCAUUGAAUAACCUGUUUAGACGUCUUUUUUCAGCACUGAUAUACCUGACAAGAAACCAGACUUUUCCACAAUAUUUUAAUGUUUGGUGGAGAUGGUGGAUUUUUGUGAGCUGUAAGCCGUAAUCAUUAUCCAAGUUUUUGAGCUGCACCCGUAUUUAUUAGCAACAUUUUAUUCCUAAACAGCAAACAGAACAUUUUGUUGCCAGGGAAACACUGCCAAAAAAUGUAUUUCUUGGCAAGUUAGACUGUGCAGGAGUUGGCAGCAUUUCAGUUUCCUGUAAACCAAAUUGACCUUUUCAAAUUGAUAAAAAGAAAAAGUUAAAUACUGAAAUAAUUUUAUUUACAUUCAUUAAGUACAAGGUAAAGGAACAUUUCCUGACGUAUAAGAAGCUUGAACCAGCAACAAAGUGAAAGCUGUGGAGAUUUGACCCAAGUUUGACAUAUUUGCUUUAAACAUGAUGAAAAAACUGAUUUAUUAUCCCAAAAGGUACUUAUCAGAACUUUUUCCACGAAUUGAUUCAUGGUCACAGCUCUAGCUUCAAUUAAGUUCUUAUAAAGGAGCAUGUCUUGUUCAAAAUACUGGAUUUUGCAAAACUAUCUAAGUGUGAAUUUUUAAUGUAAUAACUUCUAGUUCAUCCCAGAAGCACUGCGCGUUAUAAAACAUGUCUGUGUCUAACUUUGCAGGUACUGUAAGGUGACCGUGGAGACAGCGCUGUUAGGUGAUCUUCUCCCUGGUCCUGUCACUCUGGUCUUUGAAAGAUCUGAAGUUCUGAACCCAGAUCUCAAUCCCUUCACCUCAGUGAGUCCAGUCCUUAAGCAUCAAACUCUUUAAAUUAUUUAUAAAUGAGUGAAUAUAAUUUAACAUUUAUUUUGCAAUAUGCUUCUCAGCUUGUAGGCGUCCGUAUCCCUAAUCACUCCUUCAUGAGACGCCUCUGUCAGAUGUGUGGAGAACCCCUCGCACUCACUAGCGCCAACAUCAGCUCUCACACCAGCACUCUUGCCGUACAUGUAAGUGUAUUGAGGCAAAAUGAGGGUUUUCUCAAGAGUCUGAGGUUUAUUUAGUUUAAAAACUGAUUCACAAUCCUCUCCAGCACCGUGAAGGUGUGUUUUACCCUUGUUGUCACCUCAGUUUUGAUGCUGUGAUUUCUCCUCUGCAGGAGUUUCAGGACCUCUGGCCAAAGCUAGCAGUGGUGGUGGAUGGAGGACCUAUAGGAGACCAGAGCCGCCUGGGAUCAACAGUAGUGGACCUCUCAGUGCUGGGCAAAUACCGCAUCAUCAGACCGGGCUGGUGAGUUUAUGAAAUUACUAGGACUCACUUUGCUUUUCAUUUGCUGCAAAUACAGUCAACAGGAUGAUAAACUCUUCCAUUAGGGGGCAUUUUAAAUGACUGUAACAUGUUUGAAGUUAAAGUGGGUCAGAUUAUACAUCCAUGCAGCAAAGCAGCGCCACACUUAAGGUUCAAAUGUCAGUAAUCAGUAAAUAUUGAUCAGAGCGAACUGUGUUGACAUUGAAGUUGCACUGAUUAUAUCGGGUGUAGCCUCUAUAGCAUAUCAAUAAAAUGAGUCCUCUAGCAUGUCUAAACAUUUGCCAUAUCCUGAACCAACAUCAGACUCUGACAUUAAAUAAAAUCAAAGUUUUUAAAGUCGAAAAAAAAAGUUCUGGCCUGGAGCUCCUAUGUAUGUUGAAGUUCGAAGGAACAGCCGGCUGCCUCCAAUAAAAGAAAGUUAUCCUACCUUCAGUAAAGGUUUCAUAAACUCAAUACUCAAAUUUUUAACACACCAGCACGAUAACGUCAUAAAAUAUUAGGAUUCUUGAUGGACAGACCAAGAUGCAGCCUGAGCACGCCUCUGCAGCCGCUGUUUGUCCUCAGCUGUUAAGAAUAACUUCACAGGAUGAUCCACGCUCUUCAUUUCAGCGCAGGCAGACGACUGCUCUCCCGAUACCCGCCUUCAUAAGACUUAAACAUGUAGAUUAACCAUAACACGUAAUAAUGACUUCUUCAUCAUUCACCACAGAGUAUCAGGGCCACAUUAAACAAACAACCAUUUGAAAUAUAGAUUGUUUUUCCUCACCAGAAUAAAAUCCUAUUCAAAGCUGUUGAUUUAGAGAUUGAUUAGCAGAAUAAUAUUGUUUCAAAGGGGGAUACCUUAUGUCUUAGAUUUUUGAACAGUCUUUUCAGAAUCCGUAUAAUUAAAACAUUUUGGUGCAGAAGAGCAAAAUUUAAUUAGACGCUCCACUUUCCUGAUUAUUUUAGCACAGGCAGUUGGCUGCUCACCAGAACCAAAACUCUGACUUUAUCACCACUUUAUUCUCAUAACAUGAGGAGUUAAGUUUUGAGAUAUUAUGACUUUACUGUGGCUUUUUUGUUAUAUGUCUUUAAAAAUAAAUUACAUCUUGAUUUUCUUCCAGCGCCAUUGAUUUUGUUACGACUCUAUUCUUGUGAAAAAGUGACCAAAAAAGACGAUUUCUUAAUCUUAGAAAAAAAUAAAGUCUUAUAAAAUGUAAAUCUUUGAGGUUUUUUUCCUCUAAUGUGGCCUUAACACUCUGUCCAUUGGAAUAACAUUGUUCUCAUAUCUUUAUGACUUGAAUCUCAUUAAUUUAAACAUUUAUUCUUGGUCUUAAUGUCUUUUUAAAAAAAACGUCUGAUUUCAUUUUGUUCUUGCAGAAUUAUGAAUUUUUCUGGUAAACGUUUCACUUUUUUUAGAUGCAGGAAAUUUUUCAUUAUUUUCAUACAUUUAUAACUUAUUUUUCAUAAUAAUGGACUUUAUUCUCACAGCAUUACAAGUUUAUGAAAUUUUUUUUUUAAAAAUUAUACAUAUAUAUACAUAUAUAUAUAUAUAUAUAUAUAUAUAUAUAUAUAUAUUUUUUUUUUUUUUUUUUUUUUUGUGACCCUAACCUUCAGUGGUACAAUUCUCCCUACAGUGCAGUAAGAAACAUAACAUGUUAGGCAAAACUCUAGGGUUAGAGUAGCAUAACUGUAGUACUAUAUUUUUCUUUUGUUAUUAUUAUUAUUAAUAUUAUGUAGACUUAUUUAUUUAUUAAAUGUUACUGUAAUAGCGCAAGUUUGACAGGAACACUUACAUCAACUGUGAGAUAUAUUGUUGUAAAAUGCAAGUGAAAUUGUACUGGAGAAAACUUCUGACUUUCCUACUUCGACAAGCUAAGUUUUCUUUUUAUCGGCUGCUUAUGCUCAUUUGAAGAUACCGACCUGUAGAACCAGAAAACCUGAGGCUCAAGGUUUGAAAACAGAGCUGGCAGAGGGUCGGCUCCUAGAUUGCACAGACAUAGAGUCGAUAGUCUGACAAAGCCAUCAGGCUGUAAAUUAGCUGAAUCUGAGAGACACAAACAAGCCAAAGACCGGUCCCUCCGCUUUCCUGUUUACAGCAUGACUCAGGAAGGAGGAAAUUUAUUCACUAAAGGUUAAUUUCUUAGAGAGAUCUUCUUGCCUCCAGCACCUGCCAGUGUUUUCACUUUCUGCUGUGUCAUUGAUAAGUCCUCCAUCAGCAUGAUCCAUCUGCAGCACCAACUGAAAUUAAACACUGCAGAUGUAAAAUACAAAUAUCAUGAUCAUAGAGUGAAAUCGAGGGUGUUUUGCAAUAACUGGUGAACUAAAAAACGCCUCGUUAAAGUCACUCUCUCAUCUAACUCUGCAGAAGGCUUGCAACAUUAAACCGAAAAUGACUGUAAUUCUCUUUCAGUGCCCUUUCCUCCACGGUUGAAGUGCUGGAGCACAAAUAUGGGCUGUCAGAGGACCCCGGGGAGGCAUGACCUUUGAACUCUGCACACUCCACAGCAUGCUGAGACGCACAACUGGUCUGACCCGGGGGCUCCCUGGGUAAAGAUGACUCCAUUUUCAUGCACACAUGGAAGAAUGAGUCUUUCCAGGGAAAGAACAGGACUGUGGAAAAAACUGAGAUUUUAACUGCUGAUGGUUGAUGGAGGCUGGUUUAAGGUCUGAAGUCUCCUCUCUAGUUUCUGCCUCGAUGUCUCUGCCGUCGCAAGCCAAAUCCCUGACUGUUUUUUCAGCUCCACAGUCAGGGAUUUGGCUUGCAUGGAAUUAAACCUGUAUAUACUUUGAUUUGAUUUUCACUCUAUGAUCAUGAUAUUUGUAUCUUAAUGAGGAAACUGGUUAAAGGUUUGAUAUCAUGUUUCUAUUCAAGUCUGGGGUAUAGCUAACUGAUAUGUUACGGCCCAAAUUAUACAUUAUAGACAGGUGAAGGUGGCAAAUGUCAUUUACUACAAGUUUUAAGCCCUAAACUGUAUUACUUCUGUGUUACUUCAAAGAUUGUGAAUCCCUUUUAUUUAUUUUAUUAAAGUCACAUAAACUCUGUCUGAUUUCACGUUAUAAUUUUAAUUUGUGAUUGAUUGAUUUUAUGAAUUGUACAAUCUCAACAUGGCCAUAAUAAAAGCUCGACUUUUCAUUCUGGGGCAUAAGGAGCUCUUUGAAACAUGACUCUGUGUUUUAAAGGUGUUUUUUUUUUUUGUAUAAUUAUGUGGCGUAAAAUAAAUAAAAAUUUAAAAUAACCAACUGAAA